Molecule: messenger RNA, 1704 nt
Organism: Pteronotus mesoamericanus
Lineage: Eukaryota; Metazoa; Chordata; Mammalia; Chiroptera; Mormoopidae
Gene: IL2RB
Product: interleukin 2 receptor subunit beta
Exons: 9
Coding region: 1-1704 (567 amino acids)
Biological process (GO): cytokine-mediated signaling pathway
Cellular component (GO): external side of plasma membrane
Molecular function (GO): interleukin-2 binding; cytokine receptor activity
Source: RefSeq, a predicted model, not a curated record
AUGGCGGCUCUUGCUCUGUCCUGGUGUCUGUCCCUCCUCCUCUUCCUCCUGCCCCUGCCCAUCCCUUGGGCAUCCGCAGCGGUGAAAGACACGUCCAAGCUCACGUGCUUCUAUAACUCAAGAGCCAACAUCUCCUGUAUCUGGAGCCGGGAUGGGGGCCUGCAGGACACUUCCUGUCGCAUCCACGCCCAGCCUGACAAACGUUCCUGGAAACAAUUCUGUGAGCUGUUUCCAGUGAUGCCGCCAUCCUGGGCCUGCAACCUGAUCCUUGACGAAGACCCUGAGGCUCAGCCACUGACCGCAUCAGAUGUUGUCAACAUGAGCGUGAUGUGCCAUGAAGGGGAGAAGUGGCAGGUGGUGAUGACCCAGGAGUUCAAGCCCUUCGAGAACCUUCGCCUGAUGGCGCCCGACUCCCUCCAAGUCACCCACAUAGAGACCCGCAGAUGCAACAUCACCUGGGCCAUCAAACAGUCCUCCCACUACAUUACAAAAUGCCUGGUGUUUGAGGCCCGGACCCGGUCCCCAGGCCACAGCUGGGAGGAAGCGGCUCUGCUGACCAUCGGGCAGAACCAGCAGUGGAUCUUGCUGGAGACCCUUGCCCCGGGCACCCUGUAUGAGUUUCAGGUGCGGGUCAUGGCCCAGCGAGGCAGCAACUCGACUUGGGGCCCCUGGAGCCAGCCCCUGGCCUUCAGAACGAAGCCUGAAGGUAAGGGCGGAGACUCCUCUCCCUGGUUCUCCUUCCACCCAUGGCCAGCCCGUUCGGUGGGCCAUAUCAUCGUGGGCCUCAGCGGUGCCUUUGGCUUCAUCAUCUUGGUCUACCUGCUGGUCAACUGCCGGUACCUCAGGCUGUGGUUGAAGAAGGUUCUGAAGUGUCACAUCCCAGACCCCUCGGAGUUCUUCCCACAGCUGAGCUCGGAGCAUGGAGGAGAUUUUCAGAAGUGGCUGUCUUCGCCCUUCCCCUCGUCCUCCUUCAGCCCCAGCGGUCCAGCCCCCGAGAUCUCUCCACUGGAGGUGCUGGACAAGGAUGCCAAGGCCACACAACUGCUCCUGCUGCAGCAUGACAAGACGCCCCCACCUCCCCUGGAGACCAGCGGCCACUCACUGACCAGCUGCUUCACCAACCAAGGCUACUUCUUCUUCCACCUCCCGGACGCGCUGGAGAUUGAAGCCUGCCAGGUGUACUUCACCUAUGACCCCUGUGCCGAGGAGCCUGAUGAGGGUGGGCCUGGAGCGCCUGAGGUGUCUCUCCUGCCGCCUCUGCCAUCUCUGCCAGGGGAGGAGGAUGCCUACUGCACCUUCCCCCCCAGGGAUGACCUGCUGCUCUUCUCCCCGACUCUCCUCAACGGCCCAAGCCCCCCACACAUUGCCCUGGGGGGCACCGGGGCUGGUGAAGAGAGGCUGCCCCUCUCUCUGCAGGAAGGAACCCUGAAAGACUGGGUCGCCCAGCCCCUGGAGCCGCCAACCCCAGGCGCCCCUGACCUGGUGGAUUUUCAGUCACCCCUGGAGAAUGCACUGGGAGAAGCUGGGGAGGAGGGCCCUGGCCCUGGCCCUGCCCCUGGCCUUGGCGCGGGGGCCGGCUUCCCCUGGGCCAGCCCUCCUGGACAGUGCCAGGUCCGGGCCCCCACCUUCUGCCUGCCCCUGAACACUGACGCCUACCUGUCCCUCCAAGAGCUCCAGGAUCAGGACCCAGCUCACUUGGUGUAG